Messenger RNA from Elgaria multicarinata webbii, 1983 nucleotides. It is a transcript of the gene LGALS8, whose product is annotated as galectin 8. The record is from RefSeq and is a predicted model, not a curated record. Gene Ontology annotation, molecular function: carbohydrate binding. Bases 180 to 1127 code for a protein of 315 amino acids. Gene Ontology annotation, cellular component: cytoplasm. Lineage: Eukaryota; Metazoa; Chordata; Lepidosauria; Squamata; Anguidae. The transcript is spliced from 10 exons.
UUGCAGUCUUGUUACAAAGGCGCUUCUGUAGAUAAGAGGACGGAAAAUGAUAUCCUUGGACAAUCUUCGGAGGACAGUUGAGAACCCGUAACAGCACAAGAACAGCAGUUCUACAUCAGCCCUUCCCCAACUUGGUGGCCUCCUGUACUUGUGACCAUUGGGCAUGUUGGCUGGGGCUGAUGGGAGUUGAAGUUCAAAACAUCUGGAGGACACUUAAGAAUAUCCCAUAUACCGAGACUGUCCUUGGUGGUUUUUUGCCUGGAGAACUUGUUGUAAUACGUGGGAUAAUUCCGGAAGAUGCAGAGAGGUUCCAAGUAGACUUCCAGUGUGGCAACAGCUCAAAACCUCGUGCUGAUGUAGCCUUCCAUUUCAACCCCCGGUUCAAAAAAUCUGGUUGCAUUGUUUGCAAUACCCUGCAGAGUGAACGAUGGGGCUGGGAAGAGAUCACUUAUGAGAUGCCUUUUAAGAAAGGGAAGCCGUUUGAGAUUGUCUUUAUGGUUCUGCAUGAUAAAUUCCAGGUGUCUGUAAACGGAAAGCACGUCUUGCUCUAUAAGCAUAGAAUUAACCUUGAAAAAAUAGACACAAUUGGGAUAUAUGGAAAAGUGCAUGUCGCUAUGAUUGGAUUUGUUUCAAAUAAGCCUUUGCGAGGCUCUCAGCCAUCCUUGCUAGGGGCAACAAAGCAAAGCACAGGAAACGAAGAAACACCUGAUAGUUCACAAUUUGUAGUUCCUUACAUUGCACAACUUAAUUCUCCUCUUGAGCCCGGACGAACAAUUGUUAUUAAAGGAGAAGUCAAGGAAAAAGCAAAUAGCUUUGCAGUUAACCUUAAACCCAGUGACUCAAAUGAUAUUGCUCUGCACCUGAAUCCGCGAAUAAAAGAUAAUGCUUUUGUGAGAAAUUCCUACUUGUCUGACGGUUGGGGAGAAGAAGAAAAGCAGAUUUCUAAUUUUCCUUUCAAUCCAGGAAUGUACUUUGAGCUGAUAAUACUCUGCAAUGCCCACCAGUACAAAAUUGCUGUCAAUGGUGUGCAUACCUUGGAGUACAAACACCGCUUUAAACAUCUUGGCAAGAUCAACACUGUGGAAAUCUCAGGGGACAUUCGACUGCUAGAUGUGAGGAGUUGGUAGCUAGCUAUUAAUUUCAAAUUGCUUUUAGAAAACUGGGCUUCAUUAACCUUGAUCUACUACAAUAAAAAUAAAUGGAUGUUAAUUGCUUGCAGAAAACUCUGUAUACCUGCCCUAGAAAUAAACAAGUAUUCCAGCUAAUAACUAACUAUAGCUUAAAUAGUAAAUGUACACUAACAAUCCAUCAUAUACUAAGUGAUAAAUACCAGCGUUGCUACUGAGAUUACGCCUAAGGCCAAAUAGCGACUUUGAAAGCUGCAUCAAUGCAGGUUUUCCUGAAGCUAACACUGAUGCUGAUAACAGAAGGACUCACAGAAUCUCAAGAGCUUUUAUGUUCCCAACCUUUUCAGGCUUUCAACCUUUUGGAGCAUUUAUAGAAAUUAUGACCAACAUAUUUAUCCUAACUCAAGACACUAAAUAUAGACUUUUACCUUGUUGCACCCCAAUAGAUAUUCCGUAGGGACACCAUUAUUAUUAUUUUUUGCAAACCUAUACAGACUUACCAGGGAGUAAAUUCCAUUGAACCCAGUGAGGAAUAUUUGCCAGAUGAGUCUCUUUAAUUGUUGCACUACCCGUUCUAGAAGAGUCUAAAACUUCUAUUUCUGCACAUGGACACGAUUAAAAUGUAAAUGUUCCUGUUUGUUUUACCAGAUAAUUGUGUGGGGAGGCUGUGGGGGUGGGGGGCAUUGUCUAGGUAAUUGGUGAUUAGAGGCAUAUAAUCCAUUUUUUUUCAGCUGAACUACCCAAAAGAAUUGUAUACAACUCUGAUGUGUUCAGAAUUAAAAGUUGACUUCUGUGAAGCUAUAUAGAAAAAAUUAAAUAUGAUUUCCAAAAUAAAACUAACAUUCUAUAGAAUCCA